Messenger RNA from Filobasidium floriforme, 1037 nucleotides. RefSeq lists its product as uncharacterized. Lineage: Eukaryota; Fungi; Basidiomycota; Tremellomycetes; Filobasidiales; Filobasidiaceae. The transcript has 3 exons. Bases 187 to 996 code for a protein of 269 amino acids. The record is from RefSeq and is a predicted model, not a curated record.
GGUUACCACCAUCACCACAAGCUACUAAUACUAACUUACUAUACUAGCUAUACUACUGCACUCGUCAAAAGGAUCACAAGCUGAAACAAACACCCAAUUCACAAUACCUCAUACGCCUACAUCGGAUUGAACAUCGAGUCGGAUCCUGCGGAAAGCAAUCAUUACAAACACCUCAGCAGACACGCCAUGUCCUCCUCCGUCAACUUCUUUGCUGCUCAACGGCUGCGAUGGAACGUUUUCGGUCUCGUCACAUGGUGGCUCGCCACGAGAUCUGACCUGUGGGUGACGACAUCCAGGUUGACGGGUGCCAUGUUCGGUUGGAGGCAUACACAUUGGGAUGUUUACGUCGCGAGGAUCGGCUACAUUCUCUUCACAUUCAACAUCAUCCAAGCUCUCUACUUUAUGGCCUCCAACACCUCCCAGGAGCCGAUGCAAGGGAGCGGAGCAGCGCAGGUCCUCCCGGCCAGUCAGGUCAUUGUGAGACAGCAAGCUCAGACCACUCACCCGGCAUUCCCCAGCUCCCUCUCCAUUAGCUCGAUUCGCGAGCGGGCACAGCGUAACCAGGCGUCGAGCACGGGCCGUGCGGAAGGCGGCGGAGUCGAGGACAAGGCUACCUCGACUGGAAAAUUUACCACCAGUCCAACGAUGGAGGGGCUUCCGCUGUCGAGCCUGCUCACGCCAGCAAAAUCAACCUCGGAGCUACGGUCCCGACAUAUGGCUGCUCUGCAUGGCGAGGCCGAGCAGUUUCAUCUCCAGACCCCACCUGCUUGGAACGGAUCUCGAAGUCGUCGUGAGCGUGAACAGGGGACUGCAAGAGAUGCUAUCCCCGGCCUUCCAGGGUCGCAAGGCAUCGCCACAUAUCAGUCGACGGCGCAAGAGGGAGGCGAGCUGAGCAGCAAGAUCUUGACGGCGCACGAAGCCCAUAAUACGGGUCUCGAUCCCUUGUCCGUGUCGGUAUACAAGGCUCGCAAAUCGCUCAUGAUGGGCGAGCUGUAAAUUACGAUGACAAUGAACGAAUGACAUAGUCUAUACAGGGU